UGCGCGAGCGCUGGUCGCGGUUUAAUAAAUAUGGUGGAUAAUCGCGCGUGACGACAUUUGUACACAAUUUCAGUUUUCAAAAUAUACUAGUGUUUCCAUUUUUAGUGUUCCGAUAAAAAGAUGGGGUGUGCAAAGAUAUUAUCAGCACUGCGUCGCUGCAAGCAACUGGAUGCAGACGGGGACAACUCCACGCCUCUAUCCAGGUGUUUAGGCCUGGUGGACCUCACUGCCCUUGGAGUUGGAAGCACGCUUGGUCUUGGCGUGUAUGUUCUGGCAGGAUCUGUGGCCAAAACUGAAGCAGGUCCCGCCGUGACCCUUAGCUUCCUCGUCGCCGCAAUUGCAUCCGCUUUCGCUGGUCUCUGCUAUGCUGAGUUCGCUGCGCGUGUUCCCAAAGCUGGUUCAGCUUACGUAUAUAGCUACGUCAGUGUUGGCGAGUUCAUAGCCUUUACGAUAGGCUGGAAUUUGAUAUUGGAAUAUGUCAUUGGCACGGCGAGUGUUGCCAAGGGAAUGGCCAAUUAUAUUGACAGCCUCUUCAACAACACCAUGGCUAUCACUAUGAGGAAAAUGGUGCCAAUAAAUAUAUCAUUUCUCGCCAACUAUCCGGACUUCUUGGCGUUUGGUCUGGUGCUGCUUAUAACGAUACUGCUCUGCGUGGGUGUGAAAGAGUCUACGAAACUGAACAACGUGUUCACGGCUCUCAAUCUGGCCACUGUCGUGAUUGUCAUUAUCGCCGGGGCGAUUAAUAGUGAUCCAGCAAAUUGGAGAAUAAAAGUUGAGGAUAUUCCCGAGGAGUACCGCUCUCAAGCCGGUGAUGGUGGCUUCAUGCCGUGGGGUGUGGCGGGCGUCAUGGCCGGUGCCGCCAAGUGUUUCUUCGGUUUCGUGGGCUUCGACUGCGUGGCCACCACUGGCGAGGAAGCCAAGAAUCCCAAAAGAGACAUACCUUUAUCAAUCGUUAUUUCCUUGGCGGUAAUCUUCGCUUCGUACUUCAGUAUCGCCACGGUGUUGACAAUGAUGUGGCCGUAUUAUUUACAGGACGCAGACGCACCCUUCCCACAUGUGUUCACCCAAACCGGGAUGCCCGUUAUCAUGUGGAUCGUGACGGUGGGCGCCGUGUUCGCGCUGUGCACGAGCCUGCUGGGCGCCAUGUUCCCGCUGCCGCGCGUGCUGUACGCCAUGGGCACGGACGGCGUGCUGUUCCGCCCCCUGAGCCUGAUCGACGCCCGCACUCAAACGCCGCUGCUGGCGACUCUACUGAGUGGGCUGUUCGCUGCUAUAAUGUCGGCCAUCUUUAAUCUAAAUCAGCUGAUCGACAUGAUGUCCAUAGGAACACUCCUAGCUUACACCAUCGUAGCGACCAGCGUCUUAAUUCUUCGGUACGAAGAAGAAAAUAUAUUUAUCAUGAACGGUAUCAAUGCGGUGCCAGAGACGAUUUUCAGCAUCGUAAAACAAACCCUGAAUUUAUUGGGUCUCAAGCACCCCACUGCUCUGUCGUCCACAAUCGCCAAAUGUACCAUCGGCCUACUAUUCGUGGCGGCGCUGGUGGCGUGCGCGCUGCUGCGCUGGGCGGGCGGCGGGCCGGGCGCGCUGUGCGCGGCGCUGCUGCUGCUGGUGCUGCUGCUCGUGCUGUACCGCCAGCCGCGCGCUAGCGUGCAGCAUCUCAGCUUUAAGGUUCCUCUAGUACCUCUGGUUCCAUACUUGAGCGUGUGCAUGAACGUGUACCUCAUGAUGCAGUUGGACUACCAGACUUGGGUGCGGUUCAUCUUCUGGCUCGUAAUAGGUUACGCGAUAUACUUCACCUACGGCAUCCGAAACAGUUCUCUGAGGGAAGGCAAAAGCACUACAAACAACAACAUAGUUAACGAAAAACAGGUCAUCACGAAGUUUUGACGAAAGAAUCUAGACCUUAUGACCAGAUAUUCGGUCAUAUUCGAUUGAAAUGUCUACAGGGUGAUUUAUUAGACUUAAGAUUUUUGUAGUAGUCCGCCGAUGUACUGAAUUUUAUGUGACAAAAUUACUAAUCUAAAAUAGGUGUUUUUUUUUUAUGUUGAACGUUUAUUUAUGACGCUAUUUGAAAUUAUUUUAGCAUUUUAAAAUGUUAUUUAUAAAAAGUAUUUGUAUCUGUAUCCAAAAUGACGGCCAGAUCGAACUGUCACGUUUCCCGCCAAUUUAAAAGAGAUUUUUUUUUAAUAUGUUAACAAUUUCACGGACGGUAAACGUCUAUUAUAGACGUCAUAACAAAUAAUUAGUUAUUGUGUGUAAUGUUAACCUAAUUUAAUCGGUAUUAUGAUUUUGUUAACUAGUGUUUCGUAAAGUAAUCAAAUGACUUGCUAAUGUUUCUAAAAUUUACCUAUAUCGGCUAAUAUUUAAUUAGUAAAAUAUUUUUGUUGAUUUUCAUCCAAUCUUGACAAAUAUGAAACAUUACAAGAGUAAAUAGAUUAUAGGAAUCCACGUGGAUCUACAAUGAAGCAAAGAGUUUUUAUUCCCUUUUUAAUAAUUAUGGAGUACCUAUUUUUAUUGUAUUUUUUUUUUAUUUGUAAUUUGUAAAUAAAAAAGAGUAAGCAGAUGUAUUAUUAACUAGUAUGAGAUUACAUUACAUGAUUAAUAUUACUUUGAUCUUACAUGUAAUAUAUAUUUUAUUAUAUCAAAUUAAAAUAACCCUUUUCAAGCUUUCAAUAAAGUUCCAGAAUGUAUAUUCUACUGUGAAGCACCAACUAGAAAUAAGCAGAGCUGUCAGUAUAGCACAUUUUAUACCGCUGACUCACUGAAAUUAUUCAAAAUCAAAUCUAAUUAUUCAAAGUAACAACACUGUUGUCUUCUAAUAAAAACUAAAAAAAAACUAUGUACUGCAUUUCGUAUACUUCAAUUCAUAUAAGCAGCAUUUUGACAGCCUUAGGAAUUAUAUUUAAUGUGUAUUGUAAAAAUUUAUUAUAACUUUUUCUCUUUUGAAGUUUUGUACAAAUGCGUUACGUUUUUUUUUCUAGCCACGCC
Vanessa atalanta (red admiral) is the source of this 2988-nucleotide messenger RNA. It is a transcript of the gene slif, whose product is annotated as cationic amino acid transporter 3. The record is from RefSeq and is a predicted model, not a curated record. Gene Ontology annotation, cellular component: plasma membrane. Gene Ontology annotation, molecular function: amino acid transmembrane transporter activity. The transcript has 11 exons. Gene Ontology annotation, biological process: transmembrane transport; amino acid transport. Bases 121 to 1887 code for a protein of 588 amino acids. Lineage: Eukaryota; Metazoa; Arthropoda; Insecta; Lepidoptera; Nymphalidae.